Molecule: messenger RNA, 3027 nt
Organism: Syngnathus typhle (broad-nosed pipefish)
Lineage: Eukaryota; Metazoa; Chordata; Actinopteri; Syngnathiformes; Syngnathidae
Gene: skor2
Product: SKI family transcriptional corepressor 2
Exons: 7
Coding region: 8-2368 (786 amino acids)
Biological process (GO): negative regulation of transcription by RNA polymerase II; negative regulation of BMP signaling pathway
Cellular component (GO): transcription regulator complex; nucleus
Molecular function (GO): RNA polymerase II cis-regulatory region sequence-specific DNA binding; SMAD binding; DNA-binding transcription factor activity, RNA polymerase II-specific
Source: RefSeq, a predicted model, not a curated record
UGCAAGUAUGGACAAGUCUCAUCUUUCCAACUCCAAUGACAUCAUCAUGAGCAGCCCACCAGGCCCGUACCCGCAGGAAGCUCUGACUCCUCCCCGGCCCAACCAUCACCACUCCUCGUCUUCCUUAUCCUCGCCCUCCUCCUCCUCGCCCCUCAAGCCCAACCAGGUGGGCCAGGUCAUCCUCUACGGCGUUCCCAUCGUGUCGCUGGUCAUCGAUAACAACGAGCGACUUUGCCUGGCGCAGAUUUCCAACACGCUGCUGAAGAACUACAGUUACAACGAGAUCCAUAACCGCCGCGUGGCGCUGGGCAUCACUUGCGUCCAGUGCACCCCCGUUCAGUUGGAAAUCCUUCGGCGCGCCGGCGCCAUGCCCAUCUCGUCACGCCGCUGCGGCAUGAUCACCAAACGCGAGGCCGAGCGUCUCUGCAAGUCCUUCCUGGGGGAGAACAUGCCUCCCAAACUGCCCGAUAACUUUGCCUUCGACGUGACGCACGAGUGCGCCUGGGGUUGCCGCGGUAACUUCAUCCCCGCCCGCUACAACAGCUCGCGGGCUAAAUGCAUCAAGUGCUCCUUCUGCAACAUGUACUUCUCCCCCAAUAAGUUCAUCUUCCAUUCCCAUCGCACGCCCGACGCCAAGUACACGCAGCCCGACGCCGCUAAUUUCAACUCCUGGCGGCGGCACCUCAAACUUAGCGAUAAGCAUCCGGCGGACGAGAUGGUGUACGCCUGGGAGGACGUCAAGGCCAUGUUCAACGGAGGGAGCCGGAAGAGGGCCUUGCCCUCGGGGGGCCACUGCCAUUCCAUGGCCUCCAUGAAGAACGUCGGCUCGGUGGUGCCCCACAUGAUGGGCGGCGACCCGGGCGCUCACAAAAGAGCGCACUUUGAUGACGACGAGGACCUAGAAGGAGGUGCUCUGUCACCCCGGAAGACGCCGCGCAACUACCCGGUCAUCCCCGUCCCGAGCAAAGGCUUCGGCGUGCUGCAAAAGUUCCCCCCUGCGUCCAUUUUCCCAUCGCCUUACCCCUUCCCGGCGUUUGGCCUCUGCCAGCAGAAAAAAGACGACGGCGACCUUUCGGCCGGCCACAAAAGCGCGGGACUGUCGGGUCUUUUAUGGCCCGGACGCAAGGACGCUUUUUAUCCUCCCUUUUGCAUGUUUUGGCCGCCGAGAGCGGCGGGGGGGAUCCCGGUACCCACGUACUUGCAGCCUCAGCCUAGCCUCUCCUCAUUGGCUGACAAUCCUUCCCUCCGGCAGGCCUUCCUGGAUCUGUCUGACUCCUCCGAAGCCGCUGGUACCAACGUGACCCCCAACAACGGGAGCGCCGCAUCCAGAUCCGGCCUAUUUGACCCCGACUGUACCAUGGUGACCCCUGACCUCCGGCCCGUGACUUCGGAGAGCUGGCUCAAACUCUUAGACAACCCCACGCUCCAAACCAGAAAGCCCAGCUACGGCUCAGCCUUCCGCCCGGUCACCAAGGACGCCGAGAGCAUCGCUAAGCUCCACGGCAACGGAGGAGGCCUCGCCGGGACGACGGACGACGAGUCGGGCGCGGUCGUCGCCGCCGGUUCUGACCGCCACCCGAGGCUCUCGCCCGGCAGCAGCUGCAGUUACGGCAGCGAAAGCGGCGGCGAAGGAGAAGCCGAGCCGGGGGACAGCGAGGAGGACGGAGAAGUGGACGUGGAGUCCUCCAAGCAGGACGACGACGAACACGACGGGGGCUUCUCCAACCGUCCCCUGCAGACUCGCACGAACCCGUUCCUGCCCGCCCCGAGCAACAGCUCCGGCGACCAACGUGGGAAGGAGAGGGGGAGCGUGUCGGCGUACGGCGGCAGCUCCCCUCCCUCCGCCGACCCCACCCGACAGUCCCCCAGCUUGCCCGCUUCGUCGCCCGCCAGCCUGCAGCUCUCCAACUCCAGCCCGCCGCACAGCAGAGAAGACGUGGACAAAAACCGAAACGAAGGACUGCCUGCCUACGCAACCAAAGACUCCAUAUCAGAUGAGAACAAAGAGCCCAGCAGCUUCUUCGGAGUCGAGAAUGAAACAUCAGUACCGGCGCCGGACUACUGGAGGGAAAGCUCGGGUGACCAAAGUCAAGAAGCCGCAUCUCCUGUGCAGCUCAAGAAGGAUGUGGAGAAUAUGGAGAAAGAGGAGCUCCAGAAAGUUCUGCUGGAGCAGAUAGACUUCAGGAGGAGACUGGAGCAAGAGUUUCACGCUUUGAAGGGCACCUCCCCUUUUCCUGUCUUCCAUAAUUUCCAAGACCAGAUGAAAAGAGAGCUUGCUUACAGAGAAGAGAUGGUCCAGCAUUUACAGAUGAUUCCAUAUGCAAACAUCAUCAGAAAAGAAAAGAUCAGCUCCCAUAUGAAUAAAUAGCCGACUUAUGUCCCCCGACACCUGACACAGUCGUCCUGUUCUUUGAGAUUGAUUUCCUAAAAGAGAAGCAAAUUGAUGAAAAAUCAAGCAGUCAAGACUCCAACUAGGACCCCAAAGAGGUCUUCGAGACUAAUCUGCUGAGAUUCAACGACCUGACUUUUUCCAAGAGUUUUUAAAGGUACAAAGAAUCGGAUUAAGGUUGAGGCUGUUUUUGUUCAGGACUCAGAACUGCUGCUGUAAAUAAACACAUUGGACGAGGAUGGUCCUCAUUCCGAUGUAGUUACUGCUGUUACUGUUUUUGUUGCUGUCAUGUUAGUAACUGACAUAUCAGCCAUUAUUUACUGUGAACAUAUUCAUUCUAAACACACAGGAAACGUUACCUCAAAAGAACAUCAUUUGUCAUAUUGUCCCAAAGUAUUCUGCAGACAAGCAUCCAAAAAUGUACUUUUUAUUGACAAAUACAAAAAUACAUUUAAAGGCUUCACUUUCACAAAUGGACAGGAAUUGUAUAGAUGGAACUUGUAAUAUAUCCCGACUAAAAUUGUAUAUAUAUCGUCCAACGUGGGAGUAUUCAUCCUCGCAAUCUGUUUAAAUGUGUUUCCUAAUUUCAUUUCAGUAUUGGGGCUGCAGACCCUGACCUUAAAAUAUGAUUAUUUAUU